AUCUGAUCUCAUCGGCUCGCCAAAAGCGCCCAAAAACAUUGUCACAGUGACUCCGAGCGCGUCCCAAACGGCUGCGCCCUUCUCUUCACUCGUACUUUUAGCCCACAUAGCAUAUCCCGAAGCUUCCAGCGAUUCACGCGUACGCCGCUCCUUUUCAUCACCAGACCCAUUACGACCGCAACCAUGGCGCACCGCGACCGCGCACCCUACGUCGCUCAAGAUCCAAAAGAGAUCACUAACCUUAUCCACUCGUUGCAUGCCCAUGAGGGUAAGAAGGGCAAAGGCGGGUUCUCCGUCAAAAAGCACACAUUCACCCUACCCAGCGGCCGGACGGUCGACUCUUGGAAGAUGAACGACUGGGAUUAUAAGAAGGAGCACCUCCCCACCUACGCGCGAGGACUCUUCACAUAUACAAACCGCGCUGGACAGCCCGAGAUAGCCGUCAGGGGAUACGACAAGUUUUUCAACCACGGCGAAGUCAGGAAGACAGAAUGGAACAAUGUGGAGCGAAACACACGAGGACCGUAUGAGUUGAGUGUGAAGGAAAAUGGUUGCAUCAUCUUUGUUUCCGGCCUUGAUGACGACACACUCUUGGUCUGCAGCAAGCACUCCACAGGUGCACGUGGCGACGUCGAGCUCAGUCACGCGAUGGCAGGUGAGCGUUGGGUCGAGAGGCACAUUGCGAAAGUCGGGAGGACAAAGGUGGACCUUGCGCGAACGUUGCGGGCAAUGAAUGCGACACUGGUGGCCGAACUGUGUGACGACGAGUUUGAAGAGCACGUCCUUGCUUACACGCCCGACCAGGCCGGCUUGUACGUCCAUGGUAUCAACCUUAAUCUUCCUCAGUUUGCGACGUAUCCCGGGCACUUGGUCGACAAGUUUGCAGACGAAUGGGGAAUGAAGAAGGUCGUUUAUGUCAUGGAGAACGAUAUCAGCAUGGUCAAGACAUUCCUGGACAAGGUCGCCGAGACUGGAAACUACGACGGACGCGACACUGAGGGUUUUGUUGUCCGAUGCCAGGCACGAGCAACCGAAGCCGCACCUUACGAAGACUGGUUCUUCAAGUACAAGUUUGAGGAACCAUACCUAAUGUACAGGCAGUGGCGGGAGUGCACAAAGGCUAUGAUUGCUGGGAAGCCACCGCGGGCCAAGAAACACAAGGCCAUCACCGAGGAGUACUGCGAAUUCGCGCGCAAGAAGUUCAUGCAGAACCCAGGACUGGCGAAGGCCUACAACCAAAACCAUGGUAUCAUCAAACUGCGUGAGGAGUUCCUGGCUUCGCGUGGCAUAACAGGCGCAGAAAUCAUUCAGCAAGAGCUGAAUGCAGGCGCACAGGAGAGUAAGUCGGUCAACAGAAACGUGGUUCUUGUUCCCAUCGCUACGAUCGGCUGUGGUAAGACGACUGUGGCUCUGGCAUUGGUGAAGCUGUUCGGAUGGGGCCACUUCCAGAACGACAACGUCAAAGCAAAGAAAGGACGAGGCCAGGUCUUUGCCGAUACUAUCUCCUCACUGCUCAUCAUGAACCCUGUCGUCAUUGCCGACCGGAACAACCAUCAGAAGCGCGAGCGAGACCAGAUCAUAAACGACAUCUCGCGAACAGUGCCGGACGCUCGCUUUGUCGCACUUCAUUACGUUCACGAGCGAUCGAACUUUGACGCCAUCCGUGACGCGACACGGAAGCGUGUGCUUGAUCGUGGCGACAACCAUCAGACCAUCCAGGCGGGCUCGAAGGGCUCUGGCGAGAUCAUUGAGAUCAUGGAAGGCUUCAUGCACCGCUUCCAGCCUCUCGAUCCCUCGGAAGCCCCUGAUGAUAUCUUCGACCUUGUCAUUAACAUCGAUCCCGUUCAGGACUCGCGCCAGAACCUGGAGACGAUCAUUAGCAAGAUGGCAGAGACAUACCCUGCUCUGUUCGAAGGCCGAGACAUGCCGACUGACACGGAUAUGGACGAAGCAAUCCAGUGGGCUAUGAACGACUACACACCCGACUUCAAGAUGGACCUAUCACGAGGCGGCCCGAAGAGCCAGCAGUACAACAACAACCAAAUUCUCCAGAACAUGCAGAAAAGUCAGGCCGGAGAUAAUGGAAGGAAACAGCCGCAAGGAGAGGGCAAGUCUAAGAAGGCCCCGCGCAUGGAGUACUUCUCUGUCAAGCUGAAUUCGUCCCGGGUCAGCUCAAUCCUGGAUGCUGCGUUCAGUGGUAAGGGACCUGAGGCUGCGCGGCUCUACAACCACCUCAAGCAGCAGCGCCGUAUUCAAAACGAGUUUCACGUUACACUCAUUCACCGGGCUUCAGCCACUCAGAAUCAGCCAUACUGGGACAAGUUGACCAAGCUGAACGACAGUGUGCAGGCUAUGGCUGGGAAUGGAGAGCCAGAGUUGGGCAAAUGCGGUGUCCUGCUGGAGCGCUUGAUCUGGGAUGACCGCAUCAUGUGCUUCGUUGUGCGUCUCAACGGUGCCUCCACGCUCCAGGUUGAAGGCGGAGCCGGCACAACGACAGAAGAAGUGAUGUUCGAGACGGUCAACCCCAUUGCACACAUCACCGUCGGCACGGCAAACCAGAGCGUCAAGCCCAAGGAGAGCAAUGACCUGCUGCAGCGAUGGCUGAACGAGGGCUCGGGCGAUGCAACCGGCAUUGGCGAGCUGACUGUCAAGGGCAACGUGGUGCUUGAUGGCAGCGUCCGCGGUGUGCUAGGUCGAAUGUAGAAUGGCGACGGGCAUGUGACGGCUCGCAAGCGGUGAUAUAAAGGGUUGCUUUGAAGGAGGCGAGGCGGCGAUGAAGCGAGAAGGGCUUCGAUUACGACAACAAAGGCAGGCAGGCCUGUGGAGGGAAAUGGCAUACAUGGCGCUCAGUCACAGCAUCUCAGCUCUACUUACAUCUCAGCUCUGCAUCUCAGCUCUGCGUGUUCACCACGAGCAACCUGCCUUAUACCAAUUCAACGAAUCAAAUUUAUCU
Messenger RNA from Boeremia exigua, 2953 nucleotides. Its product is annotated as RNA ligase-domain-containing protein. Gene Ontology annotation, molecular function: phosphoric diester hydrolase activity; GTP-dependent polyribonucleotide 5'-hydroxyl-kinase activity; ATP binding. Lineage: Eukaryota; Fungi; Ascomycota; Dothideomycetes; Pleosporales; Didymellaceae. The coding region runs from base 184 to 2703 and encodes 839 amino acids. Gene Ontology annotation, cellular component: nuclear inner membrane. The transcript is spliced from 2 exons. Gene Ontology annotation, biological process: tRNA splicing, via endonucleolytic cleavage and ligation. The record is from RefSeq and is a predicted model, not a curated record.